UAUAAUAAGAAAGGAAUUAGGAAAAGAUAUUUUCGUCAGCGCCGGAACAUUUUGUGGCGGGCAAUUAAUUCAGGCUUAUACUAAGAAAAAACAGCAAGUUAUCCAUGAUAGGGCAGUGGUUGUUUUUCUUGCUGAGAACCCUUCCCCACUAACACCCACAUUUUUCAAUCCUAAAUCAGUAAAACAUGGAAGGAAGUGCAAUCAAGGAGGCGGGUAUCAGUAUCAGUCAGAAGAAGAAAAUAUUUGUAGCUGGUGCAACUGGAAAUACUGGGAAGAGAAUUGUUGAGCAGCUUUUGGCUAAAGGUUUUGCUGUUAAGGCCGGGGUUCGUAAUGUUGACAAGGCUAAGUCUAUCUUACCUGAAGCAAACCCUCUUCUUCAAAUUGUGA
This is a messenger RNA of Nicotiana tabacum (common tobacco), 387 nucleotides long. The record is from RefSeq and is a predicted model, not a curated record. NCBI's taxonomy places the organism in Eukaryota, Viridiplantae, Streptophyta, Magnoliopsida, Solanales, Solanaceae.